Messenger RNA from Sphaeroforma arctica JP610, 7942 nucleotides. RefSeq lists its product as hypothetical. The transcript has a single exon. The record is from RefSeq and is a predicted model, not a curated record. Gene Ontology annotation, molecular function: protein binding. The coding region runs from base 77 to 7927 and encodes 2616 amino acids. Lineage: Eukaryota; Ichthyosporea; Ichthyophonida.
GGCAACGGUGCGGUGGUCGGGCCAGUGUUGCAUAUCAUGUUGCUUGCGAUUAUCAGAUGCGUCGAUUCGGUGUACCAUGGUACCUCGACGUUAUGCGCAUACUCAAAAUGACCGCGGACGCGGCGGCAGACCUGAAUACAAACGUGGAGCUAGGUUGAAGACGUCUAUUGAGAGUGAGGAUAAUCAUAAACUGAAAAGAAAUAACAAGAACGGUGGUAAAGUCGACGUAAGUACGAAAGCGGUCGCAGACGUCGACCUCAGACAAAGUGGGCAGAUGGAAGAAGUACGCAGGGGUGUAGGUCACUUGGGACAAGGAGGGAUGAACGAUAGUAUAGAAUUUCGUGGAGCGGAGGACGGUGUCUUUAACGAUACACUGAGUGCACGUACACAAGUGACAGAUAUCUCAACAUCACCAGUCCGUUCGCGAAUACAGGCCGCGGCUGAUCUGGGUAAUAUGCUUCUACGGUACAUAAAGAAAACUACGAAGCCUGCCGGACCUGAGGAUGCAAAGCCAGAAACCUUAGCUAUUGAGAAACCAUAUGAGGUAGGGCAGAUUGGGCACGAUCUUGGGCGCAGCAAAGAGCAGGUGAAUCCUGGAGUUGUUACACUGCAGAGCGUGAGCUUUUUCAAACUUAAGGGAUGGCAGCACAAUUCUCUAUAUCGUGAUCAUGCCGCAAGCGUGGAAAAAGUCACUUUGAAAAUACCUUCGGGUGAACACACGGAGAAGACGUUACCAUUACGGCUAGUAGAGAGCGAGCGAUUAUACUCUAAGCGAAGUGGUAAAGACUUUCACUCACAUACUGAUGAACCACUACAUUCGCAACCGAGUACUCGUCUUCUGAAAUUGGUAUCUGAUGGAAAUAAGAAGGGGAAUUUAAAUGCAGCAGUUAUGUACACUGAGCAAAUAUUGAGCGAGGGGUCACUGUUAAAGGAGGCAUUUGUGGACGACGUUAUUGAUGUUUGCAUACGUGCACGCAAACCGAUUUUGUGCGCGCGUGUGCUCGAGGAAAUGAGGGCGAGUGGUGAACCGGUGUUUAUACGGCACUUGCUGUCAACAGCAUCGAUCUUUGGCAACGAGGGUGAUAUAAGCGGUGUACGAAAUUUCAUAGCAAGUAGUCGUCAAGCAUAUCCGAAAUACUUCAAGCACAAAGACAAAUCCGCUAAGGAUAUAUAUCAUUAUCUGGCGGACCUACACGCGGCGGAGGGCAACUUGACGGCCGCUCGAACGUUGCUUGAAGGCAUGGGGUCUCCAAGUACAACGACGUACAAUACGCUUAUGAAAGCCUAUCUUGUUGCUGGACAACCGAGAAGGGCUUUGCGGGUUCUACAAACGAUGAGGAAUACGGGUGUGGUGCAGGAUAUACAGGCCUACAAUACGGGUAUACAGGCAUGUGUGGCGAUGGCGGAUGCUCCCACAGCAUGUUCAUUGUUUGACGAGCUCAAGGCCUCAGAAGGUCUCGAACCCGACGCGGUAACGUACAACGGUGUGCUGAAAGCAUUGCAAUCGUCCAAGGAUUCUGCUCAGAGUGAGGGCAUACUUCGUGAGAUGAAGGAACGAGGCAUCAAAGUUGAUUCAUUACAUCUUCAAGGUACUCAUACUAGGCUCAAUUCAAGGGAGACGGUGGUCCCUGGGGAGGCAUCACAGGUGGUUUCCAAGGAAACUGCGUUAUACAAUGGCAGUGAGAAUGCGAAUCAGACCGAUAGCUCUUUCACGCCACAAAUAGCGGACGGAGAGUUAAUCGAUGUCCAAAGUUUACAACACAAACCUCAGGACGUUCAGCUCAAUCCGCUCCGAAAGUCAAUGUUGGAGGAGUUCAAACUGCGAAGUGGCGCAGAUGCAGCACUGAAUGCCGAGCGAUUGCAAAAUAUGAGCACACUGUUAGAGAACGGUACUGUGGACGAUGCCAUAAAACACUUCGCAGAGGCACGCGAGACCGAUAUGUUUGCUGCGGUGUUGCAACUGGCUGCGAUUUCGGAGAGGCGGGUGAGUGCUCAAGACUACUUGACCGCGGCGCAGGCGUGUGAGAAGGCGGAUAAUCUGGCUAGCUUGGAGGAAUUAAUGGCACAAAUGCGCACCAAGCAUAAAGAUCUGUUCAAUGAUUACCGGGGUGGCGAUGCACUGCACUGUCUAAUUGCGAUGUACACCAAGCAGGGUCGUGUGGCCGAGGCCAGGCAGACCUUCAACAGUAUUGUGCAGCCUCGCCUGCACAGUUAUAGCGUGCUUAUGAAGGCGUAUAUCAUGGAAAAGCAGCCAGCAGAGGUCUCAAAUUUGUUGAGCGAGAUGAUGUUCAAGGGCGUUGCGGUCGACGAAUCGACAUACAACUCGUGCCUGGGUACUUGUGCUAGCGUGCGUGAAGGGGAAUCGGCGUUGAUGUUACUGGGGCAUAUGCAGGAAGUAGGUAUGAUCGAACCCACGAGUGCCACAUACGACGCCGUGAUGUCAGCUCUGAUUCGCGAUAAGGACGGCAAAAAUACGAUAUUGGUGGCUCAGGCCAUGCGUCGACGAGGCUAUACUCUGCAGACUGAUGCUAAGCACCGCUUUGUAGUGGCGUGUGUGCGGCAGAAAAGGUUUGCGGAAGCGGCCAAGUGCGCCGAAGAAUUAUUGAACGAACGUGUGCUACUGCCAAGCUUGGAUGUUUUGUCUGCGCUACGGGUGUUUGAAACGACUCGUAAGCCUCAGUUAGGGUUGAAGGUUUUGAUACAGGCUGAAAAGAUAGACAUGCUUGUAGUGAAAGCACACUACGCAUAUCUGGUCGAGAGUUAUGCGUCUCGUAGCGAUUUCCAUUCAAUGCGGAUAUUGGCGAGGUACAUAUCUGGCACGCCGGGAGGUUUUAAACCAAGUUCUACUUACAUGACCAAUAUGAUAACGUCACAUCUCGACAAAGCUGAUAUUUCUGAAGUGAAGAAGCUGCUGAAAGAAAUCAGUGGACCCCUUACGAUCCCAUAUAGCAGGUUUAUGCAAGCAUAUACGGAUGCGAAUCAACCGGAGAAUGUACUGGAACUCAUGCAGGCAAUGCACAGUAACGGUGUCGAGCGGGACUUUUUCCCUUACACUCUUGCCUUCAGUGCUUGUGCUAAGACUAAUAAUGGAGACCUUGCUUACGCGUUGUUUUUAGAGCUAAAUGCUCAGGAUGUGAUUGCCCCCACCCAGAAGAUGUAUGCAGAAGCUGUGAUGGCAUUGGAGGGUUCCAACGAUGGUGAGCGUGCCGAUCACGUUGUUGAUGAGAUCGCCAAGAUGAUCAAUACGCGUGGGUACCAUGAUAUUGUUGCGGUGCGAAACUUGCUAAACUCCACGAGUAGACAUUCCACGGCACUAUACAAUAAGUUUAUGCAUGCAUAUGCACGCGCAGACACCCCAGACAAUGUAAUGCGAAUUCUGGAAAUAAUGAGCCAAAAUCGCGUCGCGCGGGACCUUCAGUCGUAUCAACUCGUGCUGAGUGCUUGUAGGGAGCUUAAGUAUGGAAACGUUGCACACUCAAUCUUUCGCGAUCUGCAACGUACGGGUCUUACGAUAACCGAACGGAUGUAUGCAGACGCUGUCAUGGCCCUGAACUCUAGUCGUAGCGAUCGCGCUAUCAUCGUAUACUCAGAGAUGUUGAAGAGAGACUUCCGGUUGCCUAAAAAAGAGCAUCAAUUGUUGAAUAACACCAGCUUGAGGCCUAGGAACGAUUCGUUGAAGGUAUUUACUAGUAUGAAGAUUCUCCUGCAUCACGGUGUAUUGCUGAAGGAAGUACACGCGGAGGAGGCAACGAAGGUCUUCAUUAGUCACGGCAGACCUGACCUAUGUGAGCGUAUUGUACACGAGGCACGCGUGGAGAGCAACCUAACUGUGCCUAUGAUUGUGUACAACAACACAGCCAGUGCACUUGCUAAGGUCGGAGAUGUGCAUACUUUGCGUACCGUUGUAGCACAUCUUCUUAAGGAGUAUCCCGUCCAUCAAGCUGGCAGUACGGCGACGGACGCCGUGAAGGUACUGCUCGAGAUGUAUGCUCAGAGGGGAGAACUCAAGGAUGCCUGGGGGCUAAUAGCGUCCUCGAGUAUACCACAGACGGUCAUGUACAAUGUACUGAUUGAGACUCACACCACUGCGGCACACCCAGAGCGUGUCCUAGACGUACUACGUGAGAUGAAAGAGAAACGCGCACCAGCCGAUGUAACAACUUAUACUAAGAGUAUGCAUGCCUGGAGCAUGAUUGACGAUUCUCUAACGGCGGAAGCGAUGAUUAAUGAGAUUACAGCUCUGGCGUCGGUUAAUGACAUCAAGCCGAACCUGAAGACACACAACAAAAUAUUAGAGGCUUCGGCCAAAGUGGGUGAUCCAAAACAAUUCGUAAAGGUCUUGCAUCAGACGCACAGCGGUAUGACUGACAAAUCCGCGAAAGAAGUAUUGCAAGAUCUGAUCUCUACCAAGAUCAAGAGAGGGGAGUUGCGGGAUGCUUGGAAACUGGCGGCGAAUUCGGGGGCAUCACCGAAAACCGUGUACAACGCACUGUUAAAGAAUUAUAUCUCAUCGGCUCAGCCUGAGCGUGUAGUGGAUGUGCUGCGAGAGAUGAAACGGGAGAGGAUGUCACCAGACGUGCUCACGUACAAAACGAGCAUGCGUGCUUGGAGCAUGCUGGGCGACUUACCCACUGCAGAGGGGCUGUUGGAUGAGGUCAUGGCUUUGGCAUCUGUGAGUGCGAUCAAGCCAAACGCAGCUACACGCGACCAAAUAUUGGAGGUCCUCGCGAACAAGGGCGAUUCGAAACGAUUUGUAAAGGGACUUCUGCAAAUACUAGUCAACAAGAAGCAUGCCACCAAUCGCUACCGUACAAAAAGGCGCGAUGUUGUGGAACUACAUGGUGCAGGGGCAAGUGCACAGGGAAUGCACUCUGCACAGACCACAGAAGAGUACAAUGCAGCACUAUCCCAGGCGAUACAUGACGGCCAAGCCACAGAAGCAAACAGACUGCUGAUGAGUUUGCAACGGUCCAAGCUAGUACCAAACAUACGCACAUAUCAGCUUGUUUUGACAUGGAACGAAGGCGCUGACUGGUUAAUGAGCCGGAUUCAUAUGCCAGAGGGUGUCGAAGCUUUCGCGCAGAUAUUAGAGGCCUGUCAACAUGCAGGCUUGGAAAAGACCAUGUUCACCACUGAAUCCCGCACGCAAAUCGAGCUAUACACCCAAAUGCUGCAGGACAAAUAUGGAGGGAUGGUCGCUGAUGGUAACGAGAUGUACACGUCCGACCAAUACGCAGAUGCAAUGGCUGUGUACAUGCACAAUAAUAGUUGGGAGCUAGCCCUGGAUAUGUGGGAUCGCCUGUGUGAGAGCGGGGUACGAAAAGAGCCCAGAGUGUACCAACUGGCGACCCGUGCGUGUGGCCGGGGAAAGCUGGGUGCGGAGGCGUUGCGGUUGUACGCGGAUAUGCAGAAUGAAGACUUCAUGCAGAUACACGGGACUGGCGAAUAUCAUUUGCUAACCGCGAACAAUGUUAUCAAUGCAUGUGCAAAGGCGGGGAUGCACACUUCGGCGUUGGAUGUGUUCCGCAAGAUGGAGAGUAGAGGAGUGACGCCCAAUUACCUAUCGUAUCGAUUUGCAAUGAGUGCAUUCAAGAACUCUGGACAAUGGGAACAGGCCUUCGCUCUAUUCAAUGAGCUCAAGGAGACGCAGAAGGUCAAGGGAGGCUUGGAGUUUGGUGAGAUUAUAGAUGUGCUGGUGAGUGCUGGACAGUACGAGAAAGCACUAGACAUUUACAAGAAGAUGCACCGACAUAAGGUUAUCCCGGAUGGUUACACCAAAACUUUAAUCAUGAAUGCAUACGGCGCAAAUGGGCAGUGGCAGGAGGCGCUCCGUGAGUUUGAAGGAAAGAAGGACAUUGACGGGAAAGAUGUUGUGAACACUAGUCUAGUCGAUCGUUACCAAUCUGUACGGAGCAGUGACAGUCGAACCGACGCCACACACCUAUACAACAGUAUGUUGGGUGCAUUCGCCAGGAGCGGACGCUGGCGAGAAGCCGUACUUAUGUUUGGCGUGAUGGACCAAGAACAUGUGCAUUUGAACACCGCAACUUACGCGCACGUGAUAAGAGCGUUUUGCGAAGCUGGUCAGUGGGUAGAGGCCGAACAGGUUUUGAAAACCCUAGCACCCACCCAGUUAGAUAUCAACCACAAGCACGAUUACUAUGUGGAUGCAGGGGCCAAAGAACUUGUCAGUAUAUUGCAAGACUUGCUAAAGGGCGGUAGAUGGGAUGGGUGUGGGUCGCCUCACUUAUACGACUACCUGACGGGGGAGAUCUUCUGGCGCAGGGAUGACUACAUCGAGCUUCUCCACGCAUACAGAAAAGCGGGUAGGUGGCGACAAUGUGCCACCCAUGUGCGUGAUAUGCCCACUGCUGGCUUCGUACCCUGUGCAGUGUCCUAUAAUAUGGCCAUUGCCGCUUGCAAGGAGGCUGGCGCGAAAGCUCUUGACACGGCCUUUGAUCUGUUUCACGAUCUCCAAAAUCUGAAACCCACUUACGGCGUGCAGCCGAGUAUCGUUACGUAUAACACAAUGAUUGCGGCUUGUGCGGGGGCGGGGGAGUAUGCGCGUGCCGAGAGCGUGUUCAACGAUAUGAAUGGCAUGCAACGGACCGACUCUACAUAUAGCAGUAUAAUCACGGCUUGCAGGAAGGCGGGCAUGCCAGAGAAAGUACAGCAUUACCUGCAUAUGCUGGAGCACGACGACACUUAUCUCAAGCCUCAAGACAGCAGGGCUGCCUACACGAGUGCAAUAGCUGCUUACGCACACUCCGGUUUGCGCGCAGAAGCCUUGGCGGUGUUUGACCGUAUGACAACGAGAGGUGUGCCCAAGGACACGCUCACGUAUACGAAUCUGCUUAAAGCUUGUGUGGAGUCAGAGGAUAUGGAUACAGUUGAAAAAAUUCUGAGUGAAAUGCGAGAGGGUCUCGUCAGCAUGAACAAGGACACCUAUUUCUACACCUUGACUGGGUAUGGACGGACAGGACAGGUGGACUCGAUGGUGUCUACCUUGAGGCUUAUGCUAAGCAGCCACACACACGGGCAAAGCCACGCACAAGGUAGCAAAAACUAUAGUACUAUACGUGCCAGGAAGCGCGAAGAAGGGGCAAUAAUGGAGCGCGCAUUCUACAACGCACUCAGUUAUAUGCCCGUGGGAACUUCGGAGGAUAUUGCGUUGGGUCUGCGUGAUUAUUUGAGACUCAUUCCAUUUCUCAGAACCACUCGAAUCUACAGCAUGAUGAUGGUGCAUCUCAGUACACCAACGAACUGGAAGCACGCCCUACAAAUGUUCGACAAUAUGGAAGAAAAUGGUGUCGAGCGAAGCGCAGUGUCCUUUAUCAUGGCUACAUGUGCGUGCUUGGAAGGGGGCGAAUUACCACAAGCACAGCAAUUCUUGCACUUCGCACUCACACGUCAGCACAAGUCUAAAGAAGCCAUGGAUUUCGAAUACGUGAACUGGCGCAGGCUCUUGGGAACCAUGCACAAGCAUGGAGUCGAAGGCAUGCAAUCGCAACUGGAACUUAUAUACGAGCGUAUCAUGGAGAAGUCUGUCGAAAUCGGAGCGACUUGGAGGGCAAUAGACACAACAAAGGAACUCGAUCUGCACAACCAUUCCCGUGCUCUGGCCAAGGUGGCGGUUAGAAGACUGCUGAACCGCAUGGUGGACACACUGGGCACGACGGAGGGCAGAGCGCUGAGAAACAACUUCCGUGGGUUUAAUGUGGGGAUAGGCUCGCGUAGUGGCGAACAGGGGCCGGUAUUGAAUAAGUGUGUUACUGAUCUACUUGAGCAAGAACUGCAACCCCCGAUAAGAACACGAAAUAAUCGAGCAUAUCUGAUAGAAAUGAAUCAGGAUGAUCUGGAUAAAUGGCUGCUGGAAACACAUAUAGCAGCCCAGGCAGACAAAGAAAGUAGAGAAAACCAAAAGUAAAUAAUAUCUUGCCAA